GCCUCCGCCCGGCGCAGCUGGGGGAUGUGCGUGGCGGCCCCAGGGCCGGACCGCUCCGAGCGCCAGUCGAAAGUGGGAAAUAAAGGAUGUGAUGAAUACAAGAGGACUUUAAUGCCCUGACCUACCCCUGCACCAUUGGUUGAGCUUCCUACUCUGGGUUAUGGGCAAGUCAGAAAGCCAGAUGGAUAUAACUGAAAUGAAUACUCCAAAACCAAAGAAAAAACUGCGAUGGAGUGCCCUGGAAAUAGGGCUAGCUGUUGUAGUGGUUCUGCUAACUAUUGUAGCUAUCACAAUGAUAGUUCUGUAUGCAACAUAUGAUGAUGGGGUCUGCAAGACAUCAGACUGUAUAAAAUCAGCAGCCCGAAUUAUUGAGAAUAUGGACAUCACUGCAGAGCCUUGUAAAGAUUUCUACCAAUAUGCCUGUGGAGGAUGGCUAAAGAGGAAUAUCAUUCCAGAAACCAGCUCCCGUUAUAGUAACUUUGACAUUUUAAGAGACGAACUAGAAGUAGUUUUAAAAGAUGUCCUGGACAAACCAAACAAUAGUGAUAUAACAGCAGUGCAGAAGGCAAAAACUCUAUACAGAUCAUGUAUAAAUGAAACUACCAUUGAUAGCAGAGGUGGAAUGCCUUUAAUCAGUUUACUAUCAAAUGUAUCUGACUGGCCUGUAGCAACAGAUAACUGGGAGUCUUCCUACGGUACCACAUGGACAGCUGAGACAGCUAUUGCACAGCUAAACUCUAGAUACGGGAAAAAGGUCCUUAUUAAUUUUUUUGUUGGCACAGAUGAUAAAAACUCCACAACACACAUCAUUCAUAUCGAUCAGCCUGGACUUGGCCUGCCUUCUCGUGACUACUAUGAAUGCACUGGUGCAUACAAAGAGGCAUGUUCUGCCUAUGUUGAUUUCAUGAUUUCUGUAGCUAAACUAAUCCUCCAAGAAAGAAAUAUUCCUUUCAAUGAGAGCAAAAUCUCUGAAGAAAUGAAAAGAGUUAUGGAUCUGGAGAAAGAGAUUGCCAAUGCAACAACAAAAGCUGAAGACAGAAAUGAUCCAAUUCUGCUGUACAAUAAAAUGACACUGGCACAACUCCAAAACAACUUCUCAGUGGAAAUUAAUCAUAAGGUAUUCAACUGGUCAAAAUUCAUAAAUGCUAUAAUGUCAACUGUGGAAAUUUAUGUUGAGAAUACAGAACACGUGGUUGUUUAUGACCCAGAAUACCUUAUUAGGCUGAAGUCUAUUCUUAAUAAAUAUACUCCCAGAGAAAUUCAAAAUUACAUGACCUGGCGAUUCGUAAUGGAUCUUGUAAACAGUCUAAGCCAAAACUACAAGGAUACAAGGAAUGCUUUUCGCAAGGCACUUUAUGGCACAACAUCAGAAACCGCUGUUUGGCGUCGUUGUGCAAACUAUGUCAAUGGCAACAUGGAGAAUGCAGUGGGACGAUUAUAUGUAGAAGCAGCAUUUGCUGGAGAGAGUAAACAUGUGGUUCAAGAAAUGAUUGCUGAUAUACGUGAGGUUUUUAUAAAAACCUUAGAUGAACUUACCUGGAUGGAUGUAGAAACCAAAAAGAAAGCAGAACAAAAAGCAACAGCAAUUAGAGAAAGGAUUGGUUAUCCAGAUGAGAUCCUGACUGAUAGCAGCAAGCUGGACAGUGAAUACCAGGAGUUGAACUACAAAGAAGAUGAAUACUUUGAAAACAUUAUUCAAAAUUUGGUAUUUAGUCAGAAGAAAAGGUUGAAAAAGCUUAGAGAAAAGGUGGACAAAGAGGAGUGGAUAAGUGGAGCUGCUGUUGUCAAUGCCUUUUAUUCUGCAAGUAGAAAUCAGAUAGUCUUCCCUGCUGGCAUUUUGCAACCACCUUUCUUCAGUGCAACCCAGCCCAAAUCACUGAAUUACGGCGGCAUAGGCAUGGUCAUUGGUCAUGAAAUUACACAUGGUUUUGAUGAUAACGGCAGAAAUUUUAAUGAGAAUGGCGACCUCAUAGACUGGUGGACUGAAGAAUCAGCACGCAAUUUUAAGGAGCAAUCUCAGUGUAUGGUGUACCAGUAUGGAAACUUUUCAUGGGACCUAGCAGGUGGACAGCAUCUGAGUGGAAUCAACACACUAGGAGAAAACAUUGCUGACAAUGGAGGUAUUAGACAAGCAUAUAAGGCAUAUGAAAACUUUGUGAGAAAGAAUGGGAAUGAAAAACUUCUUCCUGGCCUUGGAAUGAACCAUAAGCAACUAUUUUUUCUGAACUUUGCACAGGUGUGGUGUGGAACGUACAGACCAGAGUAUGCUGUCAACUCCAUCAAAACUGAUGUACACAGCCCAGGAAAAUUCAGGGUCAUAGGAUCACUGCAAAAUUCUCCAGAGUUUUCUGAAGCAUUUUCAUGCACCACGACAACCUACAUGGAUCCUGCUAACAAGUGCCGAGUUUGGUGAUGGAACAGUAAACCUUACAUCUGAAGCAGCUUUCCAGAAAAAAAUUUUGAACUAAUUUUGAGAAUGAGGGAAGAAAAUUGAGGGAAAUGUACUACAAAAGUCACCGUAAUUGCUGGCAAACACACAAACAUAAAACAAUCACAUCAAAACAAUCUACUUCUCAAAUGAACAAUGAAUACCAAUACAGCAAUUAGCUACCCUAGCUGAUUGGCUGCUUUUCCCAUGACUGAACCUUGCAGAAUCUGAAUCACUUGACAUUGUACAGUGAUGUUUCACUCAGUUACUCCUGUUCCCCACUGGUCAUCAGGUCUAGGGGAGGGAAAGGGUGUUUUUUUUUUUCUUUUUCUUUUAAUGUCAAAGUAGAACACUAUCUCCCACUGCUCUGAAAAGUGCAUUUCUGAUCAGAGGAAGGAAAUAUUAGGUAACACAUGGUUUAGACAUAAUAAUAUGACAAUGAGGUAACAGUUUAGAUCAAAAGGGUCAGACUUUUUACCCUCAGCUGUUACGAUAGAUCAGUUCUAUGAAAACUUUCAUUUGUACUUGAAACCAUUUAUACAAGAGUCCAAAGACCUGUUGUAAUUAACUUCUCAGUAAUUAUUCCACUCUGUACUAGAGUCGCUAUUUACAUGAGUUUUACUGCUUUCCAGCCAAACUAAAAUUGUAGGUAAUUUAUUAAUUUUUCAACAUAUAACCUGUAAUAUUGUGCUCAAAGACCCUUUCACAAUUUUCUAAGCUUUUUCUUGCUUUCUCUAAAGGU
This is a messenger RNA of Rhea pennata, 3170 nucleotides long. RefSeq names its product membrane metalloendopeptidase (gene MME). Gene Ontology annotation, biological process: protein processing; amyloid-beta clearance. NCBI's taxonomy places the organism in Eukaryota, Metazoa, Chordata, Aves, Rheiformes, Rheidae. The transcript is spliced from 24 exons. The coding region runs from base 161 to 2413 and encodes 750 amino acids. The record is from RefSeq and is a predicted model, not a curated record. Gene Ontology annotation, cellular component: plasma membrane. Gene Ontology annotation, molecular function: metalloendopeptidase activity.